Ziziphus jujuba (common jujube) is the source of this 1945-nucleotide messenger RNA. RefSeq names its product class V chitinase CHIT5a. NCBI's taxonomy places the organism in Eukaryota, Viridiplantae, Streptophyta, Magnoliopsida, Rosales, Rhamnaceae. The record is from RefSeq and is a predicted model, not a curated record. Gene Ontology annotation, molecular function: chitin binding; chitinase activity. Bases 497 to 1702 code for a protein of 401 amino acids. Gene Ontology annotation, biological process: chitin catabolic process; carbohydrate metabolic process. The transcript has 2 exons. Gene Ontology annotation, cellular component: extracellular region.
ACUAGUACCUGCCUACCAGGCACUUCAUAUAAGUCUUUCAUGUUUAAAGUGGGUUUUAAGAAUGAGUGGUUCUAAUAGCUAGGAUGAUGAUAUAUAUAUAUAUAUAUUUUUUUUUUUUGGUUAUAUAUUCGAACUGUUUCUAGAAACAAACAGAAAGGAUUUCGCCUAUAGAGAGAUGUUAUAUAUUUUGCAUGUAUAUUACAAACUAAUUUAAAUCUGAUAUUGGGAGGCCAGCCUAUUUAUUAAAAACAUAACCAUGUCUCUGCAAUGUUUGGCUUCAUGUGUUUGAUUUCUUCUCCUUCCCGAAUGUGAUAAUCCACUUGGAAAGCUUUGAGCACAACCAUCCAAACAAAACACAAUGCUAUUUUGACAUAACCUGUCGAAUGUCGAUACUAACAUAGCAAUAUGGACCCCUAUAAAAGAUAAAAAAAACCAACAUCUUAGCCUUAGGUACAACCCCAAAAUUAAGCGCCCCUCCCCAACCCCAUACUGAAAUAUGUUUAAUAUCUUAGCACAAAGUCCCAACCAUAUGGCUGGCCUAAACCAAUACUCGCUGUCUUUUCUGUCUUUUCUCAUCUUUCACUCACUCAUUCAAAAUUCCCUCUCAAUUUCUUUCUCAAUGCCUCCGUUACCCGCUACGGAUCCUUACCCGCCCACAUACGAACCCGCUCCGAUUGAAAACCCGUAUUUUCCAAAGGGCAUCCAAGCAGCUUAUUGGCCAUCGUUCGACGGAUUUCCAGCGUCGUCCAUUGAUACCUCCUACUUCACCCACAUUUAUUACGCUUUCCUCUUACCCGAACCCGACACUUACAGACUCAACCUUACCUCCUUUGACCAAAUCAAGAUCCCCGAGUUCAUGGACUCGCUCCGAACCCGAAACCCGCCCGUUGCAACUCUACUAGCCAUCGGAGGCGGAAAUAGCAACCCGGUUGUGUUCUCGAAAAUGGUGAGAGGCGUCUCGACCCGUGCAGUCUUUAUCAAUUCCACCAUUGAAAUAGCUCGGAGAUAUGGGUUCGACGGCGUUGACCUCGAUUGGGAAUUCCCAGCUAACGACGAGGACAUGACGAAUUUAGCACUGUUGUAUCAAGAGUGGAGGAAUGCCAUUGAUGCCGAAGCUAAAAAUAGCGGAAAACCGCGUCUCCUUCUCACUUCUGCUGUGUAUUUCUCUUCGAGAUUUAGCUCCGACGAACCCAGAUCGUACCCAGCGAAAGCGAUGGCAAAAUACUUAGAUUGGGUAAGUCCGAUGUGCUAUGAUUAUCAUGGGAGUUGGGAAAAUUUCACCGGGGCUCAAUCCGCACUCUAUGAUCCGAAAAGCAAUAUUAGCACCAGCUACGGGAUCGGGUCGUGGAUCCAAGAUGGAGUACCGCCCGAAAAGAUUGUCAUGGGGCUACCGUUGUACGGUAAGACUUGGAAGCUCCAGGACCCGAAUUUGGGCGUUGGUCCCGGAGAUGGCAUUUUGUUGUACCGCCAAAUUGUUGAUUUUAACAAUGAGAGCAAGGCUGUUGUCGUGUUUGACAGCCAAACGGUGUCGUAUUUUUCUAUAGCGGGAGAUUCUUGGGUCGGUUUCGAGGAUAUGUUCUCUAUCAGGUGGAAGGUCCAAUAUGCCAAGUCAUCGGGCUUGGGUGGAUAUUUCUUUUGGGCCCUGGGCCAGGACAAGGAUUGGAUUCUCUCGAUGCAUGCUUCAAAUGCUUGGAAUAACUGAAGACUCUCCGAAGGGAAAUUUAAUAUGAAUUUCGUGAACGUAGUAACGUUACAUUUCCAUGGAAUGCCUGUGCAAACGGAAAGUUUUCUUGUAUCCUACUAUUCAUUAUUCAGAUUGUUAGAACUUUGACACAAACAAAGUACGUACGACAGGAUGCGUAACGCGUUGCUUAUAUUGUUAGUUUAAUUUUAUGAAUUUUAUAAUUGGCUGAUUAUUGUGAAUGAAUUGAAUUGUUUAUUUUAA